UUCGCGGGCCUUACGCCGGGAGAAGGCAGGUGAUCAGGCAGGUUGGGGGUCCGUUGGACGGGCCUUAGCGCACUCCGCGCUCCUGCUGGGCGCUCAAGGAUGAAAAGGGGUCCUAGAAAGGGGUGGGGCCGGUAGCAGCGAGGCGAGCGCCAGGAUGCGCCUAGAGGCGGCCAGCGUUUGGACCUGCUCCGUUUCACCAGCCCCAGUUCCCUUCCCUUUUCCCUCUAAGGAUGGCCCAGAAGGAGAACACCUACCCCUGGCCCUACGGCCGGCAGACGGCUCAGUCUUGCCUGAACACCCUGCCCCAGAGAGUCCUCCGGAAGGAGCCUGUCACCCCAUCUGCACUUGUCCUCAUGAGCCGCUCCAAUGCCCAGCCCAUAGGUGCCCCUGGCCAGAAGGUGAUGGAGAACAACAGUGAGACCCCCAACAUCUCAAUGCGUUCCUUCACAAUUGAUGACUUUGAGAUUGGGCGUCCUCUGGGCAAAGGCAAGUUUGGAAAUGUGUACUUGGCUCGGGAGAAGAAAAGCCGUUUCAUCGUGGCGCUCAAGGUCCUCUUCAAGUCUCAGAUAGAGAAGGAGGGCGUGGAGCACCAGCUUCGCAGGGAGAUCGAAAUCCAGGCCCAUCUACAGCAUCCCAACAUCUUGCGUCUCUACAACUAUUUCUAUGACCGGCGAAGGAUUUACUUGAUUCUGGAGUAUGCACCUCGGGGGGAGCUCUACAAGGAACUGCAGAAAAGCCGCACUUUUGACGAGCAGCGAACAGCCACGAUCAUGGAGGAGCUGGCAGAUGCUCUGAUAUACUGCCAUGGGAAGAAAGUGAUUCACAGAGACAUAAAGCCAGAGAAUCUGCUCUUGGGGCUUCAGGGAGAACUGAAGAUUGCCGACUUUGGCUGGUCUGUGCACGCGCCCUCCUUGAGGAGGAAGACUAUGUGUGGGACCCUGGACUACCUGCCCCCAGAGAUGAUUGAGGGGCGCACACACAAUGAGAAGGUGGAUCUGUGGUGCAUCGGAGUACUCUGCUAUGAGCUGCUCGUGGGAAACCCACCCUUCGAGAGUGCUUCACACAACGAGACAUAUCGGCGCAUCGUCAAGGUGGACCUGAAGUUCCCCAGUUCCAUGCCCACGGGAGCCCAGGACCUCAUCUCCAAGCUUCUCAAGCAUAACCCCUCAGAGCGGCUGCCGCUGGCCCAGGUCUCGGCCCACCCUUGGGUCCAGGCCCACUCUCGGAGGGUGCUGCCUCCCUCAGCCCCUCAGUCUGCCCCCUGAGUUGUCCUUGUCAUGUCCUCAGGUGUGUCUGUGUUUGUAUGUCUGUGUACAUGUAGUUAGAAGGAGGGGUUGCCGGCCUGUUCCCGUAUCUGUCUCCUACCUCUUCUUUAUUUAAUAAAAGCUGAAGCUUUUUGUACU
Vicugna pacos (alpaca) is the source of this 1403-nucleotide messenger RNA. The record is from RefSeq and is a predicted model, not a curated record. NCBI's taxonomy places the organism in Eukaryota, Metazoa, Chordata, Mammalia, Artiodactyla, Camelidae.